AUGGAUUUGGCUUCAGAAGAUGACAAUCUUGGAUGCUCGUUGAACCAAGAGUCCAGUGAUAAAACAAGUGAUCACCAUUCUGAAAAGAAAGAAGACUCAAAACUAAAAUCUCCUUAUGUUGGAAUGUUUUUCGAAACAUUGAAGGAGGCCGAACAAUAUUAUGAAGAUUACGGUCGACAAGAAGGUUUUUGGACUCGUAUCCGAAGUUCAUCAAAGUAUAGAUCACAGUCAAGUGAAGUGACAGGUAGAUUAUUUGUUUGUGCACAUGAAGGUAAACAUGUCAUGCAAACUGAAAAAGAAGAUGAUCUGGAAGAGAAAGACGAGAGAGCUGAGAGUGAUGAGGCAGAAAUAUGUGAUAUACAGGUUGAAAAGAAGAGGCGUAGAAGUUGUUCAACUGUAAAGUGUGGGUGCAAGGCUAAUAUGCGAAUUCUUCAUGACAAAUGGACAAGAAAAUGGAAAGUUUCAGUUUUCAGUGACAUCCACAACCAUAAAGUAGUGUCACCAGCUCGAAGAAUGAUGAUGAAGUCAAAUAAACAUAUGCCUGAUGCAGCAAAAGAUUUAACUAAAGCUUUUCAGAGAGAGAACUUGCGAAUCAGUAAAGUUCCUUCAAUGUUUGGCGGUGCUCAUAGUACUGGUUUUGACAAUAAGGACUGCUAUAAUCAUUUAAGGAACAUGAGGCACAAAGAGUUGGAAUAUGGAGAUGCAUAA
This is a messenger RNA of Argentina anserina (silverweed cinquefoil), 708 nucleotides long. RefSeq names its product protein FAR1-RELATED SEQUENCE 5-like. Bases 1 to 708 code for a protein of 235 amino acids. The record is from RefSeq and is a predicted model, not a curated record. NCBI's taxonomy places the organism in Eukaryota, Viridiplantae, Streptophyta, Magnoliopsida, Rosales, Rosaceae. The transcript has a single exon.